Anolis carolinensis (green anole) is the source of this 624-nucleotide messenger RNA. RefSeq names its product taste receptor type 2 member 39-like. Gene Ontology annotation, cellular component: membrane. The coding region runs from base 184 to 624 and encodes 146 amino acids. The transcript has 2 exons. The record is from RefSeq and is a predicted model, not a curated record. Gene Ontology annotation, biological process: G protein-coupled receptor signaling pathway; detection of chemical stimulus involved in sensory perception of bitter taste; sensory perception of taste. Gene Ontology annotation, molecular function: G protein-coupled receptor activity; bitter taste receptor activity. Lineage: Eukaryota; Metazoa; Chordata; Lepidosauria; Squamata; Anolidae.
AUUUGAUUGGGUUAUUUAUCACAGAAUACUCCCAAGAUUUGCAUUGAUUUCCAUAGUAUGUUCUGUCUAUUUUUAAAUCUACAAAUAACAGUGUUCUCUCUGCUAGACACCAAAGAGAACCCAGGAAAAACACAUAUUGAUACAUCCUCUUAGACCUUCUUAUCUGUCUAGAAAAUAACAAGAAUGGCUAGCAACUCACCUUCUCCACUUGAUAUCCUUAUCUGGACUAUUAUAGUAAUCGAAUACAUUGUUUCUUUUCUAGGAAAUGGAUUUAUCAUGGUUGUUCAUGGACAUCAAUGGCUUCAAAAAAGAAAGAUGUUACCUUAUGGUUUCCUCUUAAUUAGUUUAAGCACCUCCAGAUAUAUGAUGCAUCUGCAAUCUUCACUGAACUAUAUUCUGCAUAUUGCCUUCUCCGAGCCCUGUAUCGGUUUUUCUAUUACAAAAAUUGGAGAUGUUAACUGGAUCUUCUUCAACAUGAUCAGUGUUUGGGCUGACACAUGGCUAAGUGUUUUAUACUGUGUGAAGGUCACUAACUUUGCCAACUGCCUCUUCCUCUGGCUGAAGCCAAGGAUCAACAAUCUUAUACCCAGACUGUUUGGAAUGUCAAUAGUCAUUUCCAGUUGA